Molecule: messenger RNA, 603 nt
Organism: Saprolegnia diclina VS20
Lineage: Eukaryota; Oomycota; Saprolegniomycetes; Saprolegniales; Saprolegniaceae
Exons: 1
Coding region: 1-603 (200 amino acids)
Source: RefSeq, a predicted model, not a curated record
AUGGCCGAGGAGUGGGGCGACUGGCCGAUCGACGACGACAACACGCAGCUGGUGGACCUCCACCCGUUCUGGGACCACGAGCGUCAGCACCAGCGCUGCCAAGCCGCCUACCGCCAGCUCAUCGAUGCGUCGUUCUGCACCUCUGGUCGAUGCCCUCACCCGGACGUGCGCCUUGGCAACGUCUUGCUACCAUGGCCGCUCACACCAACGGACGUCGCCAGUCUCGUCCAGGAAUACUCGACAGGCUGUAUUUCACCUUCCCUCUGCGCUCUUGACCCUGCUUGGUCGAGUCGUCUUCACACGCAGGUCCAAGCCUUUCUCGGUCGCGGUGGAGUGCACAACUGCGCGCUGCAACUGCGCUGCAUCUGGCUCGGCGGCGCGACGCUGCUACCAGCCACAGGCUAUGCCGCUGUCUACGUCCUCCUCAGACCCGAACGCGACGUGUGGCAGCUCCUCUACAAGAGCAUUCGCACGACCCACUACGUGGCAUCGACGUGCACUGGCGCCGUGCCAUGGCUCUGCAUGUAUAUUCGCCCGCUUGAAGAUGAUUUUCUCGAGGUGCGCAAGGCCAGCUCGCGGCUCGACCGCCAGCUUCUCAUAUAG